This is a messenger RNA of Necator americanus (New World hookworm), 537 nucleotides long. RefSeq lists its product as uncharacterized. The record is from RefSeq and is a predicted model, not a curated record. The transcript has 3 exons. Lineage: Eukaryota; Metazoa; Nematoda; Chromadorea; Rhabditida; Ancylostomatidae. Bases 1 to 537 code for a protein of 178 amino acids.
AUGCAAGCAGGGCUACCGCAAACAGGUAUGGUGGUGUUAAAACAACCUGAAGUUAGUGUCACCAACGGUCUAUGCUUAGCUUUCGAUACAUAUUCCGUCGGUUCGCGAAAACGAGACACUUCUCUUAAACUGGAGAUGCGAAAACUGGCUAUGUGUUUUAUGCGCCGGUUAAACUCCAGGAGACAUCUAAAAACAUCUCCCAAAGGCUCUCUAAUUUCGAUAGAAGGUCGACGACAUGUGGUCGACGACUUCGACGAGGAAUAUGACCGGCUCGUUGAACACCUUCACGACUGCUCGAAGAAGGCUGAGAGUGCUGAAACCACCAAGAGACGCCUGCCUCUUGAAACUCUUGAGCUGAUACGCCAGCGUGAAGCAGCACGAGCCGCAAGGAACCAAGAACUCACGUCCGAGCUCGCAAGGUUUUCCAGAAAGGCGAUUGAGAAAGACCUUAAAGAGAAAAGGGCAGAAGUUUUGGCUGAAGUUGCAGAGACGGGAAAGAGCAUUCGCUACGCUCGUCGGAACUUCGCCAAUCGUUAA